CUGGGUGUGGCGGGGACGAGCGGAAGCCGCGUUUGUUGUUCUUCCUUCUGUUUCCGAGACGUUCAGGGUCUAAACGGGUUGAAGAGGCGCGUCUGCAUGUCGCUGCCAAUUCCCCCAAUAAGCCGUCUGCUACCGCUCCCGAAUGAAGAUUAACAGGUAUGCCAAAGGAAAAAUAUGAUCCUCCAGAUCCCCGCAGAUGUUACACCAUCAUGUCAGCUGAGGAGGCGACCAGUGGGAAGAAGUCUCACUGGAAUGAGCUCGAGAUAACUGGGCGGGUGAGGAGUCUGAGCAGCUCGUUAUGGACCCUUACGCACCUGACGGCGCUGCACAUCAACGACAACAACCUGACCCGCAUCCCGCCGGACAUCGCCAAGCUGCCCAACCUGGUCUACCUAAACCUGUCGUCCAAUAAGCUCCGCAGUCUGCCCGCCGAACUGGGCAACAUGGUCUCUCUCAGGGAAUUGCUUUUGAACAACAAUCUUCUACGAGUUCUGCCUUAUGAACUUGGUAGGCUUUUCCAGCUUCAAACUCUGGGACUGAAAGGAAAUCCGUUAUCCCAAGACAUCCUCAAUCUGUACCAGGAGCCCGAUGGAACCAGGAAGCUUUUGAACUACAUGCUUGACAAUCUUGCAGUUCACCCAGAGCAGCUCCCCCAAAGACCGUGGAUAACUCUAAAGGAGCGAGACCAAAUGAUCCCAACAGCUGUAUUCACAGUCAUGUGCUACAACGUGCUGUGCGACAAGUACGCCACGCGGCAGCUGUACGGCUACUGUCCGUCCUGGGCCUUGAACUGGGAGUACCGGAAGAAAGGCAUCAUGGAGGAAAUCGCCGGCUGUGACGCUGAUAUCAUCAGCCUGCAGGAAGUGGAGACCGAGCAGUACUACACAUUGUUCCUGGGAACACUAAAGGAUAGCGGCUACGACGGCUACUUCUGUCCCAAAUCACGUGCCAAACUGGUUUCCGAACAGGAGAGGAAACACGUAGACGGCUGCGCAGUCUUCUUCAAGACCGAGAAGUUUACUUUGGUCCAGAAACACACAGUGGAGUUCAAUCAGGUGGCCAUGGCCAACUCUGAGGGGUCAGAGGUCAUGCUGAACAGAGUGAUGACCAAAGACAACAUCGGCGUGGCCAUUCUGCUGGAGCUUAAUAAGGACAUGUUCUCCAGUGGCAUGAAGCCACCUCAGGAGAAGCAGCUCGUCCUGGUGGGCAACGCCCACAUGCACUGGGACCCGGAGUACUCGGACGUUAAGUUGAUCCAAACCAUGAUGUUUCUGUCCGAGCUGAAAAGCAUCACUGAGAGAGCCUCGGGCUCUGUGACAACGGGCUCGCCGACCUCUGACCCUUCAUCCAUCCCCAUUGUCCUUUGCGCUGACCUCAACUCACUGCCUGACUCGGGUGUGGUGGAGUACCUGAGCAAUGGCGGAGUGGCCGAAAACCACAAGGACUUCAAGGAGCUGCGCUACAACGAGUGUCUGACCAACUUCAGCUGCAACGGCAAGAACGGCAACGCGGACGGGAGCAUCACUCACAGCUUUCAGCUAAAGAGCGCCUACGACAGCAAUCUGAUGCCUUACACCAACUACACAUACGACUUCAAGGGUGUCAUCGACUACAUCUUCUUCUCCAAGACACACAUGAGCGUCCUGGGCGUCCUGGGACCGCUCGACAGCCAGUGGCUCAUAGACAACAACAUCACCGGCUGCCCCCACCCGCACAUCCCCUCGGACCACUUCUCCUUGCUGGCCCAGCUGGAACUGCACCCUCCCCUGCCCCACCCGCUGAACCCCCUGAACGGGCUGCACCUGCCGGUCCACAGGUAGUGCAGCCUGAGAGAGCCCCUCCCACACCUCUAACCUCACCUGCCCAGCUUUUAAACACUGCCCCCGUCCCAGGUUUAUACAGGACCCUGUACAGUUCACUAACCCCACACUGUCAGACUCCCCCAGAAGGAGUGAAAUAUUUGCCUGCUUGUUGCUCCUCUAUGUUUUGCAUUUAUUUUCUCCCUUUAAUCAAAGCUUGAUACCAAAAAUUUGGGCUUGGAAUGAAGCUGUAAAAGUCACCUCCAACGUCAGUCUUUUGCCUUAGAUUUGUUCGUGACAGCUCAACAGGAUUACAGCUGUUUUAAGAUAAAAUCACCACCAACCGUGUCAGCAGAUGAGACGACUUUGGUUCCAGUUUGUUGUUUUUUCCAGACAUUUAUGAAAUAAAUCUUUUAAGUUGUCGUUUAAUAGUAAUGACGCCAGGUUUUUUUGCUAUAAUCAGUUUAGAAAGCAGAUCAGUUUCUACUACGAGUCAGGCUACAAACAUACAUAUAUUGGAUUCAUAUUUGGUGCGUAUCCAGAAUUCAUGAGCCAAGAAAUGCCAAAUUACGUAAUUUAAUGAAAUUAGAGGAAGGAUCAGGAAUUUUUUAAGAUAAAAAAGUUCAAACUUUGUUUUUAGAAGUAUUUUCCACCAUAUUGGAGGCAGAGUUGAAAUCACUAAUGCAUCAUUUUUGGGUGUUUCCAGCUGUUUUUCUCUGGAUUUUACAGUCACUUUUGGGAUUUUAAUCUCUGGUCUGUUUUGUCACUUUACAUCCGUCACGUCAACCAGUGAAUCUCUCCCUGAAUGACGCCUCUCAGUGCUACAUUAAUGUAAACAAGCUGCUUUUUUCCACCUCAUCCAAGUAGAAAUUUUUAUUUUCAUAAUCUGGGAUUGUCCCUCAUUUUAUCAGAGGCACCUUCUGGGUCUUCUUCAGCGGUUUGACUGAGGAAAAACAACAGUUCCUACCAGGGUCCAGGUUCCCAUAUUCUAAACCAAACUGUCUCGUUUUGUGCUUGAUUUGCUCAGACCUGAAAUAUAUUUUAUAUUCACAGAUAAUUCUGUGAAUAUAAUCUCCAGAUUUUUUGGUUUUCAACUCAUGUUGUAUUAAAAAUUUCCCCCGAUUGGCCAAAGAAUCUGCAAAUGAGUGACACACAAUUGGUCUUUUCCGGGUUUACCGGUGCCAGUUAUUGACCCGCUAAACAGAAUGUAUUCACCAAACUGCUCCUGAGGAUCCAAACUAAAAGCCCUUUAUGUAAGUUACAACUCAGGGCUUUGCAGUACUUCUCACACUAAGGACUCUGAGUCACUUUGUUUGAAUAAAACUUCAUGGAAAAAUGUUGUUCUGACAUUUCUGUACAAGCACAGGUAAUGUUUGUUCUUGCACACGUACAUAAUGUUGUAUAAUUCCUACGUCUUUGUGCAUUUUUAAUAAAAAACUACCGGUGCAAUUUUC
Girardinichthys multiradiatus is the source of this 3253-nucleotide messenger RNA. It is a transcript of the gene cnot6l, whose product is annotated as CCR4-NOT transcription complex, subunit 6-like. Lineage: Eukaryota; Metazoa; Chordata; Actinopteri; Cyprinodontiformes; Goodeidae. The transcript has 12 exons. The record is from RefSeq and is a predicted model, not a curated record. Gene Ontology annotation, molecular function: poly(A)-specific ribonuclease activity; protein binding. The coding region runs from base 159 to 1820 and encodes 553 amino acids. Gene Ontology annotation, cellular component: nucleus; CCR4-NOT complex; cytoplasm. Gene Ontology annotation, biological process: nuclear-transcribed mRNA poly(A) tail shortening.